AUGGAGGAAGAAAAUCUAAAGCAAAUUAAGCCUGUUAGGCAAGUUCAUUACAUGUCCUUGCUUAGAAUUCCGGAAACAAUUUGCAAGCCAGUGGAACAAAAAUUGGGGAGUAAGAACUCUUGCCUCCGCGGUUUGCUGAGUGUGUUUGGUGGAGAUAGUUGGGGAAGGGAGGCUAAAUACAGGAAGAGAAGAGUUGAUGAUCUUCUUGUUGACAAUCUUUCAGAUUCUUCUCAUUUCAAGAAACUCCCCAGUGGAAAAUACGCUUGCCUUGUCUGCCCUAACAAACCCAUCUUCGAUACUUCUCUCAUCCUCACCAUGCAUAACAAGGGAUCACGCCAUGUAGCUGCAUUGUCAAGGUUUAAGGAAAAAGAACUAAAUCAACAGGAAGAAAUAAGCAAGAGAAUAGCUUUAUCAGAUGAUUCUACUGGAAACAUGUAUUCUGGUUCGUCCAGUCAGAAGAACGAGUUUACUAGAAAGAAUCCAUUGAUUGAAUGGACAUGGAAGGUGACUUCAGAGGCACUUAAAACCCAAAAGCCUGAACAAAAUUCGAGAGGUAGAAAACAAUAUGAGGCAAAACCUAGUCAAAUGUAUACUCCUUUUUCUUCAACUUCAGAUAGUGUUUCCAGACAAAAUACUGGGGCGUCACUAGAGGUACAAUCUGGAACCGCCAGUUAUACAGAGAGGAAUAAUAGUGGAGAGGAAUAUGAAGAAGCUGGUAGAAUGCUGGCAGAGCAUCAGUUGGAGCUAGCAAAACGUCGUGAGCAAGAACUUAACUUUACUGCUGCUGGUUGGAAGCGGGACUGCCAUGGAAAGUGGUUUCGAGAUGAAAAUGUAGAGUUUGACUCGGACGAGGAAGAUCCAAAUGUUUGCUUGUCGUAAGACUGGUGAAAUAAAAUGUUGGAAUUACCUGUAUAUGGGUGGACUUGUACAGAUCGAUCAUCUCCAUGGAACUUACUGACAAAGUAAAUCAGUUUGGAUUUCCAUUUUGCCUUUAUUUUUUAAUCCGCUUCAAGGUGGAACCGGUAUUUCUGAAGUUAUGACAUGCAUCGUACAAUAACAUAAGAAUUUCAAACAUCUACCUCUUUAUUAUUGGAUAUAGGUUGAAGUAUCUUUUUCCCAUCCUUCCUCAUUUCAGGAGAUUGGUUGUAAAACAACAGUAUAUUCGGUUAACAAACUGGUUUGAGUGA
Molecule: messenger RNA, 1187 nt
Organism: Papaver somniferum (opium poppy)
Lineage: Eukaryota; Viridiplantae; Streptophyta; Magnoliopsida; Ranunculales; Papaveraceae
Product: sodium channel modifier 1-like
Exons: 4
Coding region: 1-879 (292 amino acids)
Biological process (GO): RNA splicing
Cellular component (GO): nucleus
Source: RefSeq, a predicted model, not a curated record